This is a messenger RNA of Musa acuminata AAA Group (dessert banana), 1980 nucleotides long. Its product is annotated as 1,4-alpha-glucan-branching enzyme 1, chloroplastic/amyloplastic. Gene Ontology annotation, molecular function: 1,4-alpha-glucan branching enzyme activity; cation binding. The coding region runs from base 1 to 1701 and encodes 566 amino acids. Gene Ontology annotation, cellular component: cytoplasm. Gene Ontology annotation, biological process: glycogen biosynthetic process; starch metabolic process. The transcript is spliced from 15 exons. The record is from RefSeq and is a predicted model, not a curated record. NCBI's taxonomy places the organism in Eukaryota, Viridiplantae, Streptophyta, Magnoliopsida, Zingiberales, Musaceae.
AUGGAUACUCCAUCUGGCAUCAAAGACUCCAGUCCUGCUUGGAUCAAAUUUUCCGUACAGGCCCCAGGUGAAAUACCAUACAAUGGAAUAUACUAUGAUCCACCAGAAGAGGAAAAGUAUGUGUUCCAACACCCUCAACCGAAAGCUCCAAAAUCAUUGCGCAUUUAUGAGUCACAUGUUGGAAUGAGUAGUCCGGAGCCCAAGAUUAACACGUAUACUAGCUUUAGGGAUGAUGUGCUGCCUCGAAUCAAGAGGCUUGGGUACAAUGCUGUUCAGAUAAUGGCCAUACAGGAGCACUCGUAUUAUGCAAGCUUUGGGUAUCAUGUUACCAACUUUUUUGCACCCAGCAGCCGUUUCGGAACACCAGAUGAACUCAAGUCCUUGAUUGACAGAGCUCAUGAGCUAGGUCUUCUUGUUCUCAUGGAUAUUGUUCACAGUCAUGCAUCAAACAAUGUACUUGAUGGACUGAAUCAAUUUGAUGGCACUGACACACAUUAUUUCCAUUCUGGCCCACGGGGCCAUCACUGGAUGUGGGAUUCUCGCCUUUUCAACUAUGGGAGUUGGGAAGUUUUAAGAUUUCUAUUAUCCAAUGCGAGAUGGUGGCUGGAGGAGUAUAAGUUUGAUGGCUUUAGAUUUGAUGGUGUGACCUCAAUGAUGUACACUCAUCAUGGACUUGCGGUAGGCUUUACUGGGAAUUACAGUGAAUACUUUGGGUAUGCUACUGAUGUGGAUGCAGUGGCCUUCUUGAUGCUGGUAAAUGACAUGAUACAUGGGCUUUACCCAGAGGCUGUUACUAUUGGUGAAGAUGUUAGUGGAAUGCCAACUUUCUGCAUCCCUGUUCAAGAUGGUGGUGUUGGAUUUGAGUAUCGCCUUCAUAUGGCUAUUCCAGAUAAAUGGAUUGAAAUGAUGAAGUUAAAGGAUGAAGAUUGGAAGAUGGGUGAAAUUGUUCACAAUCUCACUAAUAGGAGAUGGCUAGAGAAAUGUGUGGCUUAUGCUGAAAGCCAUGACCAAGCUCUUGUUGGUGACAAGACCAUCGCAUUUUGGUUAAUGGACAAGGAUAUGUAUGACUUUAUGGCACUGGAUAGACCAUCAACUCCCAGGAUUGAUCGUGGAAUUGCUCUGCACAAAAUGAUUAGACUAGUCACAAUGGGUUUGCGUGGUGAAGGAUAUCUAAACUUCAUGGGAAAUGAAUUUGGGCAUCCAGAAUGGAUAGAUUUUCCAAGAGGUGAUCAACAUCUUCCAAAUGGGGCAGUGAUACCAGGGAACAAUUAUAGUUAUGAUAAAUGUCGUCGUAUGUUUGAUUUAGGAGAUGCAGAUUAUCUCAGGUAUCGAGGAAUGCAAGAAUUUGAUCAAGCAAUGCAACAUCUUGAGGAGCAAUAUGACUUCAUGACAUCAGAGCACCAAUAUAUUUCACGGAAAGAUGAGGGGGAUAAGAUGAUUAUUUUUGAACGAGGGAAUUUGGUAUUUGUUUUCAAUUUUCAUUGGAGUAAUAGCUAUUUCAACUACCAAGUUGGUUGCUUAAAGCCUGGAAAAUUCAAGGUGGUUUUGGAUUCCGACGAUAAACUGUUUGGUGGAUUCAAUCGAAUUGAUCACACAGCAGAGUACUUCAGCACUGAAGGGUUAUUCGACAACAGGCCUCGCUCUUUCUUGGUGUAUGCGCCAAGUCGAACUGCGGUAGUUUAUGCUCUUUCUGAGGACUGAAGGAAGACAAGCUGCAGUGAAAUGCCAAACAAAGCCAUUUUUAUCUAUUAGUUAAGCAAACUGCUGCAGUGAAAAAUGCAAUUGCUGGUGAUGUGUUUGGUCGUUUCCUGCAUCCCAAAUUGGAGCUUAAAUGGCAUACUUAAUCACGAUGAUCGAGAAACCAACGUUCCAGGAUAGAUUGCGACGUUGGGCUGGAACAACCAUUAUAUUCUCGAUUGCUCCUUGUGCCUCUUAGCGGCAUCAAUUAACCGGCUGCUGAUGUCACCUCGGCAGCAUGUA